AAGCGCGCCGGGAAGCAACGAUGUCGCCUGCCCUCAAAACGCACACGACACAGUAGGAUUCUGGGACGGGAUUCAUCAUACACCUGCGGGAUUUGAAUCCGAGCGACUUUUUUUUUCUCGGACUGCUUGUGACAAAAUGAUGCGCUUCCUGUUGCUGUUCAGUCGACAGGGGAAGCUGCGGCUGCAGAAGUGGUUCACACCGUUAACAGACCGAGAGAAGAAGAAGGUGAUCCGGGACAUGAUGAUGUUGGUGUUGGCCCGUCAACCACGUUCCUGCAACUUCCUCCAAUGGAGGGACCUCAAGAUUGUUUACAAGAGAUAUGCCAGCCUGUAUUUCUGUGUCGGUCUGGAGAGCCAGGAUAAUGAGCUGCUGGCCCUCGAAGUGCUGCACAGAUAUGUUGAGUUGUUGGAUAAAUACUUUGGCAAUGUGUGUGAGUUGGACAUCAUUUUCAACUUUGAGAAGGCUUACUUCAUCCUAGAUGAAUUCCUGAUGGGAGGAGAAAUCUUAGAAACUUCCAAAGUAGCUGUGGGUGUGUCUAUGGAGGAGGCUGACACACUCCAAGAGACAAUGGAGGAAUACAUGAGCAAACCUGCCUACUGAGCCAAGAGAAGAUGAGGAUUUCAAGACUUGAACCAAGAGGUUUAUUAUUCUGGAAUAUUUUUACUUAGUGACCAAUGAUGACUCAUUUGGCGUAAUGCUGUGGUCAUACAAUAACCACAAUCCUAGGGAUUUUUCAUGCCUACACUUAAAUGUUAGGAAUUGCAAUAAUGUUUGCAUCUAUAAGUGCCUUUUUGAGCCUUAUAUUCAUUCAUCUCAGGAUUUAUGACAGGAGAUAUGACUGAAAACUCUUUUUUUCCCUAUUCAUAUACAUACAUUUUUUUAAAUAUUUAAAUGUGUUUUUGCAACCCUGGUAAGACGUAGCAGCGUAGGCAUAUUUACCCGUAUGUUUAAACCAAUGCAUGUUGUGAUGGUGAAUAAAUGAAGAAACACUUCACAGUAAGGAAAAAAUAAAGUCAAUGCUUUAUUAACCUCAGGUAUGUCACAAAUGACCACAUUUAAGAAGGAAUUACCGAAAAACACAAGUAAUUCUAAGGGAUCAGAUAAUAAUUUUGGUUGUGUGUGUGUGUGCACUAAAAUGUAAGGCUGGUGAAUUACAUGUACCGGUUGUUACGUACUGUUGAGCAACAUAUUAAAAAAAAAAAAAGCAUUAAAUGAAUGUCUGAACACUCAUAUUUCU
Molecule: messenger RNA, 1238 nt
Organism: Xiphias gladius (swordfish)
Lineage: Eukaryota; Metazoa; Chordata; Actinopteri; Istiophoriformes; Xiphiidae
Gene: ap1s3a
Product: adaptor related protein complex 1 subunit sigma 3a
Exons: 5
Coding region: 137-601 (154 amino acids)
Biological process (GO): vesicle-mediated transport; intracellular protein transport
Cellular component (GO): intracellular membrane-bounded organelle; membrane coat; AP-1 adaptor complex
Molecular function (GO): clathrin-cargo adaptor activity
Source: RefSeq, a predicted model, not a curated record